Messenger RNA from Cyprinodon tularosa, 1805 nucleotides. RefSeq names its product tyrosine-protein phosphatase non-receptor type 7-like. Gene Ontology annotation, molecular function: protein tyrosine phosphatase activity. The record is from RefSeq and is a predicted model, not a curated record. Lineage: Eukaryota; Metazoa; Chordata; Actinopteri; Cyprinodontiformes; Cyprinodontidae. Gene Ontology annotation, biological process: protein dephosphorylation. The transcript has 11 exons. Bases 291 to 1553 code for a protein of 420 amino acids.
GUUUCACUUCUGGGGUUGAUGUGGAAACACACACACGUCCGUUCCACCGCGUUCUGCUUCAUCACGGUGAUGCCGGGAGUUCUGCCUCCGCAUCGCAGCAGGAACUGAUUGAUCAAACUCCGACUGCUGUCACAAGCCAAGCCAGUCUGAGGCUUUCCUCGUCAGGACGCUUGUUAAUGAAACUCGUUUCACUUCAACCUGGAAGGUGAGAGGAAGAUCUGAGACCAGGAUGCAUGGUGAGGAGGUGAGACGGUGAGUCCAGCCCAGAGAAACGCCUGGAAACAAACAUCAUGAGCUCAUCCAGCUCUGGACCAGCUGAGGAGCCGGUGACGCCGCCGCCACUGACCACACCCCCUCGCAAGCCUUCGGUCCGCCUCCAGGAAAGGAGGGGCUCCAACUUGUCGCUGCUAUUGGAUGUGAGCAAUCUGGGGGUGGAGUCUGUUUGCUCUGUGACUACGCCCAAGGAGGUGUGGCUUCAGCUGCUACACACCUCCUCCCGAGUUCUCACACAUGCUCAGUUACAGGAAGCUGCAGCAGACACCAACGCUCUGAAUGCAGAAUACCAGAAGAUUCCUCCCAACUUUGUGAGCGCCGCCGAGCUCGACGUUCCAGGACACGUGAUGAAAGACCGAUACAAAACCAUCCUUCCCAACCCAGAGAGCCGGGUGAUCCUGAAGAACCUGGAGGAGGAACCGGGUCCAGAUCGCUACAUCAACGCCAACUAUGUCAGGGGCUACAAGGGGGCUCCAAAGGCCUUUAUCGCCACCCAGGGGCCGAUGCUGCACACCGUCGGAGACUUCUGGGACAUGGUCUGGCAGGAGGGGAGCAGCAUUAUCGUCAUGGUCACCAAACUGAAGGAGAACAAUGAGAAAUGUGAGCCGUACUGGCCCCGGCUGAAGGAAAGACCAAAGGUGAGGGAAGUGGAUGAGAGCCAGGAGCAGGAGAUUCAGAGGGAGGAAGGUGAAGACGAGGGAGAGACAAGUCGAUUCGGCAGGUUCCUGCUGAGUGUUAAAGACUGCCAAGAAAAAGACGGCUUCACCAUCACAGACAUGGAGAUCCAGAUGAACUCUGACCAUCGUCCUGUCAGACACUACUGGUUCAGCUCCUGGCCCGACCACCACAUUCCAGAAUGCAUUGUUUCUCUGCUGAAACUCGUGGAGGAGGUUGAGACAUACAAGAAGUCCCUUGAACCAUCUAGCAGCCCUGCACCAAUCACAAACACCAUCUCUGGUCCUGGACCAAUCAUUGUCCACUGCAGUGCAGGUAUCGGGAGGACAGGCUGCUUCAUAGCCAGCAGUAUCUGCUGUCAGCAGCUUAGAGAAACUGGAAACGUGGACAUCCUGGAGACAGUCUGUCAGCUCCGACUCGACAGGGGGGGGAUGAUCCAGACCACUGAGCAGUACCAGUUCCUGUACUCCACACUAGCCCAGUACAGCCUCCAGCUGCAGCAGAACCAGAACCAGAACCAGACCACCACAGUCCCACCGAACCAGCAGAGCCCCGAGGACCAGGUCAGCAUGCGAAUGCAGACCCUUCAGCUACAGACCGCCUGAAAAAGGAUCUAGAAGUUGCUCUACCAGCUGUGCGCUUAAAGAAAACAGCAGAACCUCCAGGAAGGAUUGGUAGAGAGCUAGACCAGAUAGAACACCCCAGCAGGAUGUUUGGAUCAUAACAAGAUAUUCAACCUGGACUGAAAUUAUCAGAAAAAAAACAGAUUAGUAGAUUUUAAAGAAACUUCCUGUUAAUAUCUGUGUGCUUUGAUUGCUAUGAAUAAAAACUGUUCAAAACAGCUGAAUAUUUAUUAA